GCCGCGGAAACCGUUAGGCUGCGGCUGAGGGCCGGGACGCCAGCAAGGCUCGGCCCGUCGAGGGGCCCGGCCGCCCCACCCCAUCCCGGGCGCGCGCUGCGCAGAGGGGAGCGGGCGGGGCACGGGACCCGUCGACUUGCCCCGCACCUGCCGGGGCCGAGUCUCGCCCGGACGCGCUCGCGGGGGCGCGGCCGCCCUCCCCUCCGUUCCCCGCCCCCUCUCCGGCGGCCCGCGGCGAGCGUCGCGGCUCCGGAGGGCAGGGGGCGGGCGCGCAGCCCUCGGGAGAGAUCACCCUGCGCCCGCCGCUCUUGCGGCUUUGGCCGCCCAACAGCCGCCGAACUUGAACGCUUUUCGGAGAGCGUUUUCCCCGCUCCCCUGGGGGUUAAAACCUCGAAAACCCGCCCUUGUUUGAUCCGGUGUGGCUGCUGCCUGUACCUGGCGGCUCCUCUCCCCAGAGUUGGAGGGCUAUCCAGCAUAUUAAUGUCUUAUUGAUAAUGGCAGAACAUCCACCACUACUGGAUACAACUCAGAUUUUAAGUAGUGAUAUUUCUCUUCUAUCUGCCCCUAUUGUAAGUGCAGAUGGAACACAACAGGUUAUUCUGGUACAAGUUAAUCCUGGGGAAGCAUUUACAAUAAGAAGAGAAGAUGGACAGUUUCAGUGCAUUACAGGUCCUGCUCAGGUUCCAAUGAUGUCCCCAAAUGGUUCUGUGCCUCCUAUUUAUGUGCCUCCUGGAUAUGCCCCACAGGUUAUUGAAGACAAUGGUGUCCGAAGAGUUGUUGUGGUUCCUCAGGCACCAGAGUUUCACCCUGGUGGUCACACAGUCAUCCACCGUUCUCCACAUCCUCCUCUGCCUGGUUUCAUUCCUGUCCCAACCAUGAUGCCCCCUCCACCACGCCAUAUGUACUCACCAGUGACUGGCGCUGGAGACAUGGCAACACAGUAUAUGCCACAGUAUCAGUCUUCACAAGUUUAUGGAGAUGUAGACGGUCACUCUACACAUGGAAGAUCCAACUUUAGAGAUGAAAGAUCUAGCAAAACAUAUGAACGUUUGCAGAAAAAAUUAAAGGAUCGCCAAGGAACACAGAAAGAUAAGAUGAACAGUCCGCCAUCAUCACCCCAGAAAUGCCCAUCUCCCAUAAAUGAACAUAAUGGGCUUGUAAAAGGGCAGAAUGCCAGUGGUGUAAACACAGGAUCAGCAAAAAACAAAUCAGGAAAAGUGAAAGGUGGUGCACAAGUGGAUACAGAAAUAGAAGAAAAAGAUGAAGAAACUAAAGCAUUUGAAGCACUUCUUUCCAACAUUAUUAAACCGGUGGCCUCUGACAUUCAGGCAAGGACAGUAGUACUUACCUGGUCACCACCUUCAAGCUUCAUUAACGGGGAAACAGAUGAGGCUACUGUGCCAGAGCCCUACAGUUACGAAAUUCUUGUCUCAAGUACUGGAAAAGAUGGGAAAUACAAAAGUCUUUACGUAGGAGAAGAAACAAGUGUCACUUUAAAUGAUCUCAAACCAGCUACAGAUUACCAUGCAAAAGUACAGGCAGAGUCCAAUUCUAUAAAGGGAACUCCUUCAGAAGCUGAAAGCUUUACUACCUUAAGCUGUGAACCUGAUGUACCUAAUCCACCAAGGAUAGCCAAUCGAACCAAAAAUUCACUUACUUUGCAAUGGAAGGCACCUAGUGACAAUGGUUCUAAAAUCCAAAGCUUUAUUUUAGAAUGGGAUGAGGGAAAAGGAAAUGGAGAAUUUUGUCAGUGUUACGUGGGUUUACAGAAGCAAUUUAAAAUUACUAAACUGUCACCAGCAAUGGGUUGUAAAUUUAGACUGUCAGCCAAAAAUGACUAUGGUACAAGUGGUUUUAGUGAAGAAGUUUUAUAUUACACCUCAGGCUGUGCCCCUUCUAUGCCAGCAAGUCCUGUAUUAGCAAAAGCUGGAGUUACUUGGUUGUCCUUACAGUGGAGUAAACCCUCAGGAACACCAUCAGAUGAAGGAAUUUCUUAUAUUUUAGAGAUGGAAGAAGAAACUUCAGGAUAUGGUUUUAAGCCUAAGUAUGAUGGAGAAGAUCUUGCUUACACUGUGAAAAAUCUCAGACGUAGUACAAAGUAUAAAUUUAAGGUUAUUGCUUAUAACUCAGAAGGUAAAAGUAAUCCGAGUGAAGUGGUAGAAUUUACUACCUGCCCUGAUAAACCAGGAGUACCUGUAAAACCUUCAGUUAAAGGAAAGAUACAUUCACACAGUUUUAAAAUAACUUGGGAUCCACCAAAAGACAAUGGAGGAGCACCCAUCAAUAAGUAUGUAGUGGAGAUGGCAGAAGGUUCUAAUGGAAACAAAUGGGAUAUGAUAUACAGUGGCGCUACUAGGGAACAUCUUUGUGAUCGGCUGAAUCCAGGCUGUUACUAUCGUUUACGAGUUUACUGCAUUAGUGAUGGAGGACAGAGUGCGGUCUCUGAAUCUUUACUUGUGCAGACUCCAGCUGUACCUCCCGGCCCAUGCCUCCCUCCAAGAUUACAGGGUAGACCCAAAGCAAAAGAAAUACAGUUACGAUGGGGACCCCCUCUAGCUGAUGGUGGAUCACCUAUUUCCUAUUAUGGUGUGGAAAUGUCUUCUCCAGAAAAAGAUGAACCCAGAGAAGUAUACCAAGGCUCUGAAUUGGAAUGUACAGUGAGCGGCCUUCUUCCUGGAAAGAUGUACAGCUUUAGACUGCGUGCAGCUAACAAAAUGGGGUUUGGACCAUUUUCAGAAAAGUGUGAUAUUACUACAGCCCCUGGACCACCAGAUCAAUGCAAACCCCCGCAAGUAACGUGCAGAUCUGCAACUUGUGCACAAGUGAAUUGGGAGAUUCCUUUGAGUAAUGGAACCGAUGUCACUGAGUAUCGAUUGGAGUGGGGCGGAGUUGAAGGAAGUAUGCAGAUAUGUUAUUGUGGGCCUGGCCUCAGUUAUGAAUUAAAGGGACUUUUACCAGCAACCACCUAUUAUUGCAGAGUCCAGGCUCUGAGUGUUGUGGGUGCAGGCCCUUUCAGUGAAGUAGUAGCUUGUGUGACUCCACCAUCAGUUCCUGCCAUUGUGACUUGUCUUCAAGAAAUAAGUGAUGAUGAUAUAGAAAAUCUCCAUUAUUCACCUUCUACAUCCCUUGCAAUAAGCUGGGAAAAGCCUUGUGAUCAUGGUUCAGAAAUCCUUGCCUACAGCAUAGACUUUGGAGAUAAACAGCCCUUGACAGUGGGAAAGAUUACAAGCUAUGUAAUAGACAAUUUACAACCAGAUACAACAUACAGAAUACGAAUUCAAGCCUUGAAUAGCCUUGGAGCUGGUCCUUUCAGCCAUAUGAUAAAAUUGAAAACUAAGCCCCUCCCUCCUGACCCACCUCGUCUGGAAUGUGUUGCCUUUAACCACCAGAACCUUAAGCUGAAAUGGGGAGAAGGAACCCCAAAGACAUUGUCAACAGAUUCUAUCCAGUAUCACCUUCAGAUGGAGGAUAAGAAUGGAAGGUUUGUAUCCUUGUACAGAGGACCAUGUCAUACAUAUAAAGUACAAAGACUUACUGAGUCAACAUCCUAUAAAUUCUGUAUUCAAGCUUGUAAUGAAGCUGGAGAAGGGCCCUUCUCCCAAGAAUAUAUUUUCACUACUCCAAAAUCUCUUCCAGCUGCUUUGAAAGCCCCCAAAAUAGAGAAAUUAAAUGAUCACAUUUGUGAAAUUACUUGGGAAUGUUUACAGCCGAUGAAAGGUGAUCCAGUUAUUUACAGUCUUCAAGUUAUGAUGGGAAAAGAUUCAGAUUUCAAACAGAUUUACAAAGGUCCCGACUCUUCCUUCCGGUAUUCCAGCCUCCAACUGAACUGUGAAUAUCGCUUCAGAGUGUGUGCCAUUCGCCAGUGCCAAGAUCCUAUGGGGCACCAGGACCUAGUAGGUCCCUACAGCACCACGGUGCUCUUCAUCUCUCAGAGGACAGAACCACCAGCCAGCACCAACAGAGACACUGUGGAAAGCACCCGGACCCGGCGCACACUUAGUGACGAGCAGUGUGCUGCUGUCAUCCUUGUGCUGUUUGCUUUUUUUUCCAUUUUGAUUGCCUUUAUCAUUCAGUACUUUGUAAUCAAGUGAAAAUAUAACUUUAUUUUAACACUGUAUUACAUCUUAUUUUGUCAUGUACUAAAAUUAUUUCUGUAACGCUUUUACAAAAACGAUGGCAUUUAGCACUGGCAUUGAAACUAUAGCACAUCAUUUUUUGCCAUUUUCAGUGCUCAUAUUGUUAGGUAGAGGCUGGCACUUUAUUAGAAUGCAAGCCACAGAAAUAUCAAUUUGGGGUGGGUUUUUGGUUGGUACUUUGACUUCUCUCUCUCUCUCUCUCUCUCUCUCUUUUUUUUUUUUUUUUGACAUGCCUUCUUAUAAAACAAACUUUCUAAGAGACAACAAUUUAUAAUUGAUAAUUUCAACCAGUCACCAUGAGAGAAACAAUGAUAACCUGAUAAAUAUUAUUACCAAGUGAAAAAUUCAGAAUGACUAGAAUUUACACUAAUGUGCUAUAUUAAAAUGUUAAAGUCUGAUGCUGUGAAAGCAAUCUAGUGCUAUAUUUCUACCUCCUCAUUUGUCUUAAUUAUUUGGUAAGUGGGAUUAUGAUGAAUAACUGGAGGGGCUUAGCAAAAACUGGAUGAAAGAAUAUGUGUGAAAAGGAACCUUCUUGUUUGAUAAAUGUGGAGUUCUUCAUUACAAGUAUAUAUUCAUGGCUUCACAGAUAAGUCACUUAAAGAAAGCACAGGCAGUUUACUUGGCCUAAAAAUAUUUCAAUGUUUACUCCAAAAGUACCUCUUCAAGUCUUGAGAACAUGGAAAAACAGACUUUUAGGUAGUAACUUUAAAAAAAAAAAAAUCAUCAUAAAACCAACUCUGAAUUUCAAACCUACUUGGCUUGUUUUGUGAGCCUUUGGAC
Sciurus carolinensis (gray squirrel) is the source of this 4916-nucleotide messenger RNA. RefSeq names its product fibronectin type III domain containing 3A (gene Fndc3a). Bases 495 to 4091 code for a protein of 1198 amino acids. The record is from RefSeq and is a predicted model, not a curated record. The transcript is spliced from 26 exons. Gene Ontology annotation, molecular function: protein binding. NCBI's taxonomy places the organism in Eukaryota, Metazoa, Chordata, Mammalia, Rodentia, Sciuridae.